AUGUAUUAUGACCGAAAUUGUAAGUCUUUGCCCGCACUCAAUGUAGGAGACCCCGUCAUAAUAUGUGAUAAUAAUAAUAGUAGAUGUCGGGGUACGGUGAUUGGGCGAGCAAACACUCCUAGGUCUUAUAUAAUUGAGAACAAAUUUGGAUCACGUUAUCGGCGCAACCGGCGCCAUUUAAAACAAAUUGUAAAACCUGAUCCGCUGUUAUCUAAAAAUGAAGAUCAUCAUGAUCAAAAUAAUUUAAUAAGUGAGCCUGACGGUGACGACAGUUCACCAGAUGAAGUGGAACGCACUUCCAAGGAGCGUUCCAUAAUUUUAACCAGAAGUCGGGCGAAAAAACUGAAAUAUGCAACUCUUGACUUGGGAGAUCAAGCAAUCAAAACAGCUUUACUUAAAAAGACUGAAACUGGUUUUAUAGAGGAAGAUAAAAGAGGGAAACAUAAAAACCACCCCAAAGUAGACCUUGCAGUUAAAGAGAGUGUUGUUCAAUUCAUCCAUUCUAUUCCUCGUAUUGAAUCGCACUAUCUCCGAGCUCAAACUACACGGGAAUACAUUCUUAGCGAGAGGUCGUUAGCAGACAUUUACCGAGAUUAUAAGGAUUUACGGCAAGCAACUUACCAUUUGCUUCUGAAUCAACAUUUCAGCGGAUAUUCAACUUCGACUUUAACAUCGGAUUUUUUAGUCCAAAAAAAGAUUUGCGUGAUUUGUGUGAGAGUUAUAAAAAUGCAAAUGCCGAAGAAAAAAUGA
Leptosia nina is the source of this 750-nucleotide messenger RNA. The record is from the annotation of a GenBank genome assembly. NCBI's taxonomy places the organism in Eukaryota, Metazoa, Arthropoda, Insecta, Lepidoptera, Pieridae.